AUGUUUCCAGAGCCCCCAACCCCGGGACCUCCAGCGUCCGACACGCCUCCGGACUCAAGUCGCAUCAGCCACGGCCCUGUGCCGCCCUGGGCCCUGGCCACAGUCCUGCUGGUCUCCGGCCUCCUCGUCUUCAGCUGCUGUUUCUGUCUGUACCGGAAGCGCUGCCGGAGGCGGCUGGGCAAGAAGAGCCAGGCCCAAGCCCAGGUGCACCUUCAGGAAGUGAAGGAGCUGGGCCGGAGUUACAUCAACAAGGUGCAGCCGGAAGUGGAAGAGCUGGAGCCGGCACUACCCGGGCCAGGGCAGCAGGCGGCCGAGAAGCACGAGCUAGGACGACUGCAGUACUCCCUGGAUUAUGACUUCCAGAGUGGCCAGCUGCUGGUGGGCAUCCUGCAAGCCGAGGGGUUGGCAGCCUUGGAUCUGGGUGGUUCUUCGGACCCCUACGUGCGGGUGUACCUGCUGCCCGACAAGCGGAGGCGGCAUGAGACCAAGGUGCAUCGGCAGACGCUGAACCCGCACUUUGGGGAGACCUUUGCCUUCAAGGUGCCCUACGUGGAGCUGGGAGGCAGGGUCCUGGUCAUGGCGGUGUACGACUUCGACCGCUUCUCCCGCAACGAUGCCAUCGGGGAGGUGCGGGUCCCCAUGAGCUCCGUGGACCUGGGGAGACCAGUGCUGGCCUGGCGGGAGCUGCAGGCGGCUCCGCGGGAGGAGCAGGAGAAACUGGGGGAUAUCUGCUUCUCCCUCCGCUACGUCCCCACCGCCGGGAAGCUCACCGUCAUCGUGCUGGAGGCUAAAAACCUGAAGAAGAUGGACGUGGGAGGGCUGUCAGAUCCGUACGUCAAGGUGCACCUGCUGCAGGGCGGCAAGAAGAUGCGGAAAAAGAAGACGACCAUCAAGAAGAACACGCUGAACCCCUAUUACAACGAGGCCUUCAGCUUCGAGGUGCCCUGUGACCAGGUCCAGAAGGUGCAGGUGGAGCUGACCGUGCUGGACUACGACAAGCUGGGCAAGAACGAGGCCAUCGGCAGGGUGGCGGUGGGGGCCGCGGCCGGCGGGGCGGGCCUCCGGCACUGGGCGGACAUGCUGGCCAACCCCCGGCGGCCCAUCGCCCAGUGGCACUCGCUGCGGCCGCCCGACCGAGUGAGGCCGCUGCCUGUGCCCUGACCCCUCCUGAACACCCCUGACCCCGGACUCCGGGCCGCAGCCACGCCCAGGCCCACCUUUCCGCCUUCGCUGGGCACCAACCCCCACCCCACCCCUCCGCCCCUGCCAUCUGGCCCAUUCCUGCCGUCUCGCCCCCGUCAUGCCAAUCACGAUAACUUGCCAACUUCCCCCAACCCACCCAGGGUCCCCCCGCUCUGCUUUGACAAUCAGUGAUCCCAUCGGACUCUCCCCUUCGCCCUGCACAGGAUCAGCCACCCUGUCCCCAGUCCCAUUCCUGCACUGCUCCUCGGGCCAAAUAAAUA
This is a messenger RNA of Eptesicus fuscus (big brown bat), 1463 nucleotides long. RefSeq names its product synaptotagmin 5 (gene SYT5). Bases 1 to 1161 code for a protein of 386 amino acids. Gene Ontology annotation, biological process: regulation of dopamine secretion; cellular response to calcium ion; synaptic vesicle endocytosis. Gene Ontology annotation, molecular function: calcium-dependent phospholipid binding; calcium ion binding; syntaxin binding. Lineage: Eukaryota; Metazoa; Chordata; Mammalia; Chiroptera; Vespertilionidae. The record is from RefSeq and is a predicted model, not a curated record. The transcript is spliced from 8 exons. Gene Ontology annotation, cellular component: axon; synaptic vesicle membrane; dense core granule.